CUUGGUCAGCUCGAGGCCCCAAGCGAGCGACCCAAAAACCUCCUACAGGCAUCCCUUCUAUCCCCCUUGAAUUGAGCGCAAUCCAACCCGCCCCUGAAGCAGAAGGGACUUCCUCUUGCUUCCUAAGCUUCCGGCAUCAUGGCUGCUCUUGGAGAUGACUUGCUCGGGACUGUCAACAAGCUGCAAGACCUGGUCUUCAACACCAUCGGCAAUGACUCCCUCGAUCUACCCCAAAUCGUGGUUGUUGGCUCACAAUCAGCCGGAAAGUCGUCAGUCCUCGAAAACAUUGUUGGCCGAGACUUCCUACCCCGCGGUGGUGGUAUCGUGACACGGAGACCCCUUAUCUUACAAUUAAUCAACGUCCCCGAGGAUGAGCCCGAGGAUGCCGUGCACGUUAGCUACAGGAACGCGAGCCAAGCUUUCCGGAACGAGUGGGCUGAGUUUAACCACAUCCCCAGCCGAAAAUUCACGGAUUUCGGCGAUGUUAAACGUGAGAUUGAGAAUGAGACGGCGCGAGUUGCUGGCAGCAACAAGGGCAUCAACCGCCAGCCGAUCAACUUGAAGAUAUUCUCUCCACAUGUCUUAAACCUCACCCUGGUCGACUUGCCAGGACUCACCAAGGUUCCCAUUGGAGAUCAACCGACCGAUAUCGAGAAACAGACCAGGAACCUCAUCUCCGAGUACAUUGCGAAGCCCAACAGCAUCGUGUUGGCCGUGUCGCCAGCGAACGUCGACAUUGUCAACUCGGAGGCGCUGAAGCUUGCCAGACAUGUGGACCCCCUGGGCAGGAGGACGAUUGGCGUGCUCACAAAGGUCGAUCUCAUGGACCAUGGCACAAACGCCUUGGAUAUUCUAUCGGGGCGGGUCUAUCCCUUGAAACUGGGCUGGAUCGGCGUCGUAAACCGAUCACAACAGGACAUUCAGGGCAACAAGCCUAUGGAGGAGGCACUCCGGUCUGAAACCGAAUUCUUCAGGCACCAUCCCGCAUACCGGAAUAUUGCCAACCGCUGCGGCACCCAGUACCUCGCCAAGACACUGAACACGACCUUGAUGGCGCAUAUCCGGGAUCGCCUGCCGGACAUCAAAGCUCGACUCAAUACCCUCAUGGGCCAGACCCAACAAGAGCUUGCAAGCUACGGAGACAUGCACUUUAGUGGAAAGGAGCAUCGCGGCUCUCUGAUCCUCCAGCUCAUGACUCGAUUUGCCAUCUCUUUUAUCUCAUCUAUCGACGGUACUUCGACCGAGAUCUCCACCAAGGAGCUCUGUGGUGGUGCGCGCAUUUACUACAUCUUCAACUCGGUCUUCGGCAGUGCUCUGGAAUCCAUCGACCCCACGUCGAACCUCUCAACUAUGGACAUCAGGACAGCUAUUCGAAACUCGACCGGUCCGCGACCCAGCCUCUUCGUCCCAGAAAUGGCCUUUGAUCUUCUCGUUAAGCCUCAAAUCAAACUCCUGGAGAUCCCCAGUCAGCGUUGCGUCGAACUCGUAUACGAAGAGCUCAUCAAGAUCUGCCACACCUGCGGUUCAACCGAGCUGUCACGGUUUCCACGACUCCAAGCCAAGCUCAUCGAGGUUGUCUCGGAUCUCCUUAGAGAGCGGCUUGGUCCGGCCUCGUCAUACGUAGAGUCCCUCAUCUCCAUCCAACGCGCUUAUAUCAACACCAACCACCCGAAUUUCCUCGGCGCGGCCGCCGCCAUGAGCCAUGUGGUCACCAACAAGCAGGACAAGGAGCGGAAGCGCCUGGUCCAGGAGGAGCGCGAGCGACGGGAGCGAAGAAGACUGAAGGAAAUUGGCGCUAACGGCACCGAAACUCCAAUUGAUGAGGAAGAGGAAGCGACGGCAAUGGAGAAGACAGAGACGGCAACAAUCCGAAAACACACUGCCGGAAAGGGGCUGCGGAGCAUGUCGCCCGCCGUCCGGGAGACCGUCUCGGGAGGAUUUACCUCGACCCUCAAUGGGGGUCGAUCUUCUUCGCCGUCUAGGUUUAACCAGCCAGCGCUCGGCGGCGCGCGUGACUCGUUCCUAAACUAUUUCUUCGGGAAGGACGGUGCUUCGCAACCCGGAGCCGGACCGUCCCACAACGCAAACAUCGGCAGGCAUGUCAGUCAGAUGUCUGAGCCGACGUUCAGCCAGAGCAUCCGUAGGCCGGAAGAGAAAGCGCUUCGGUCGCCCAUCCAGACCCAUAAGCCAGAGGACGAGCUCGACUACACAAAAGCACCGCGUGGUAUCGACUUCGGCAACACGGGCGAACCAGCCCUGACAGACCGCGAGGCGAUGGAGACGGAGCUCAUCCGGGCGCUCAUCUCGUCGUACUUCAACAUUGUGCGCGAGUCCAUCGCGGACCAGGUGCCCAAGGCCGUCAUGCACCUGCUCGUCAACCACUGCAAGGACGUGGUGCAGAACCGCCUCGUCAGCGAGCUCUACAAGGAGGCCCUGUUCGAGGAGCUGCUGUACGAGGACGACAGCGUCAAGAAGGAGCGCGAGAAGUGCGAGAAGCUGCUCGACACGUACAGGGAGGCCGCCAAGAUCAUUGGCGAGGUCAUAUGAGGAUGCCGGGGGAUGGUCCUCAUAUAUCUAUCAGCUUCUCUUGUUAAGAGUACCGGGAAAAGGGAUGUCAGUG
This is a messenger RNA of Phialemonium atrogriseum, 2620 nucleotides long. RefSeq lists its product as uncharacterized. The coding region runs from base 139 to 2547 and encodes 802 amino acids. Lineage: Eukaryota; Fungi; Ascomycota; Sordariomycetes; Cephalothecales; Cephalothecaceae. Gene Ontology annotation, molecular function: GTP binding; GTPase activity; microtubule binding. Gene Ontology annotation, biological process: mitochondrial fission; peroxisome fission. The transcript has 4 exons. The record is from RefSeq and is a predicted model, not a curated record. Gene Ontology annotation, cellular component: peroxisome; membrane; mitochondrion.